This is a messenger RNA of Porites lobata, 16479 nucleotides long. The record is from the annotation of a GenBank genome assembly. NCBI's taxonomy places the organism in Eukaryota, Metazoa, Cnidaria, Anthozoa, Scleractinia, Poritidae.
AUGGUCCUUACUUUUCGGUCAAUAUUGCUGUUAUCUUUUCCACUUCAUAUCUUACAUGUAUUAUUUUUCUCUCAUCAUUUUUUUUUAUUCAAGGAUCAUAACUAUGGGCAGCCGCCACCCAUGACGCCCCCUGACUCCAACAGCCCUGGGCCCGAGGAUGGUGAUACUGGAAAUGAAGAUGAGGAGGAUGAUGGUGUUACGCGAUGUAUAUGGUAGGCCUCAGGAACUGAAUAAUGAUCUUCUCAUACCCUUUUCAGAUUGAUAUUGUUGUUGGUCCCACAAAAAAUAAAUUAUUAAAAUAAAUUGUGGGUUAUAAGAGAAAAGGUUUCUACCAUUCAUGAGAUCAGUUCUUAAAAGUCAUUUUAUUAAGGGUUGUCAAAACGUUAGUGCUUGGAUUUGAUGUGUCAGAGUAGAGAUCAUGGUUUUACACAGUUCUACAUUACGAUGUUAAUCUUCAGUUAAAUUUCCCAGAUGUAGCGAUCUGAGUCACAAUUGUUUUUUUCUUUGCAGUGACUUUGAUCAUGAUGAUGGCUACAUGAUUUGUUGUGACAAGUGCAGGUUGGUUUCUUCUGUUGUAGUUUUCCAAUAGAGACACAUGGCUGCAGUGUGUUUUCUAGCCAUUAUAGAGCUUAACCAACUUUUGCAAACAGCUGUUUAAAAACUAAACUUUGACAUUUAAGAUUAGAAGCUACUCUUACUAUUGCUUCAACCAGCUUUUCUUGGCAUUUGUGUUUUUAUUAAGAACACAAUAGUUAUUGUUGUAGACCCCUUUAUUACAGCUUGCCGUUUUACAUUGUACUACUUGGGACAAUCUUUAUUGCUCUUGCGAUUUUUAGGCUGUUUCUUUGGUCAUUAGCUAAAAAAAAGACCCUUCUUGCAUUGUAAACAUUGUUUUUUACCCGUCACUUUGAAAGAGGAUGUAACAUAAUGGUUGUCUUUUUGAUGCUUUGUAGUGUGUGGCAACACAUUGAAUGCAUGGGCAUCAGUUCUGAUGCGGUGCCAGAAAACUAUCUUUGUGACCAGUGCCAGCCAAGGUAGGCUUUCUUGAUGAAGGCAUCUGUAACUUUCCCUAAUGCAACCUAUAAACUUAAGUGUGCUAGAUAGAUGAGUGGUUAAUGGACCCUUUCACAGUUUUGUCAAAGCAAGCAAAGAUAUAAACCUCAUUUACACGUGCUAUAAAAAUUGGCACGGCACGGCACGCCACGCCAAAUUUUUGGCACCGUGCCUCGUUUACCCAUUCCCCGGAGGUAGUCUCGUCACCCCUAAAAUUUUGAGCACUGGUGCCACAUUACAUUUGGGACCGAUACGUUUACACAUUGGAAAAUUGGGAGUGCCGUGCCUUUAAAUCGUCAGCUCGGUGCCAAAAAUUUGAUAUGCCGUGCCGAUUUUUUUAGCGCGUGUAAAUGGGGUUAUAGCUCCCCAAAUUUUUAUGGGCGUUUGUGUGGUUGGUACCAGGUUUGUGCCGCCCAUCAUACAAACAUCUUGUGCCUUUGGGAAACUAUGUCUUUGUUCUAUUUUUAGGCUCUCUUUUUGGCAGUGUAGUCAGAUUUUCUCUACAAGUAGAUAGUAUACAUAACUAUUCAUGGUAGGGCAAGGUAGCUAUUACUGUUGUCUGUAAUCAUCAGAAUGAAAACUAAAUUUAACAGCUUGAUAACAAGGGUAGUAAAAGUAAAUGGUAAAGAAAUGAACAAUUAUUUAUUUUAUUUAUUUAUUUUAUUUUAUUAUUUUGCCACACACAAUGAAUUACAAGCAGAAUAAAAACGAUAAUAGCGGAAGUAAUUCUUCAUAAAAGCAGUUUUAUGUACGGAUCUUCGCAGCAAUGAUGUAUAACAACUGAAUAACAGAGGCGAGAGAAAAAAUUAAGUUACUGCUCUGAAUCAGUGAAGAAUUGACUCACUGUAUUUUGUUUUCCAUCAUAGGACACUGGACAGAGAGCGAGCUCGAGCAAUCCAGCAGCGUAAAAGAGAGGAACAAAGUGGUAAGUCCUUGACAGUUUGCUUCCUGUUUAAAAAAGAGUAUGUGAUUUUUCCAACCAUGCGUAUUCUUUGUCCAGACGAUGACGACGAUGAUGAAGAUAGUGAAGAAGACAGAGAAACUCCUUCUUACACUGCCAUCUCCAAUACACCGACAAGAAUCACCCUGACAGCCAAAGUUAGCCAGAAACGAAAGCGAGGUCCCAACAAGAUUAAGGUUAAAGACCAGAACAUUCCUCCUGUACAGGUAUGUUUGUUCUUUUCUGUCUUCCUUAACAUAUCAGGAGGCAGUUUGGCUGAGUGGUUAGGGCACUGGACUUGUGAGUCUGAUGCCCUGAACGCUAGCUGGAUUUUGUUCUCAGUAGUCCAGAGUUCAAAUCCACAGUCGCGCUUGUAAAAUAGCCAACUUGUUCGCCUCCUACAAGUUGGGAUUUUUAACUGUGUCAUGUUCCAUUUUGCGAUAAAUAUUAGCGAUAAAAAAUCACGACGUUUCGACCUCUCCGAGGUCAUUUUCAAGUGUAUAAAAGUUCUCUAAAUUAGCAUAGAUAAGUUAAAAGCAAGUUAUAAUAGAUAAAAAUGUGGUGAACGCUAAAAUGUGAUAAAAUAUGUAAAAAUGUAAAAAGUGCUAAAAAAAUAUUUAUAAAGUCAAAAAACAAUGGAAAUAAAACAAUGUUUCCAUUUUGUUUCAUUAUUUGUUUCAUUAUCCUUGAAAAGCUCCAUAAGGGGAGAGGAUAAUUAAAAUAUUAUUAUUAUUACAUGCAUGCUCUCACUGUGAAUUUUCAUUAAGAUUUCCAAGCAUAGGAUCAAAAAGUUUAAUUGUAAACAGACUGAUCUGUUGAUAAUACUUAACAGGGUGAAGGCACUGACAAAGAGAAGAAGCCCAAAAGAAGACGGGUAGGUGCCUUAUGCCCUUUCCUGUCUAAUAGAAUAAUGAUAAUGUUGUUAAAGAACUUCAUGGUAAGGCUUUUCUGAUCAAACUUUCCUUUUUUCCUCUUUCUUUUAAACAGAGACAGAAACAAAAACCUCCCCAAGGAUUUGUCCCUGGUAAGUUACACUUUUCUUUUCGAGUUUCUAUUAUUACUGUAAAGUGGGUUGGCAACUGGUUUGGAAGCUGGCCCUUUGGUGCCAGGGAGUUACACCUGUUGGACUAGAAAAUCGAAAGUUCCUAUUUUUGGCAGCUAAAGUUUUCAGAGUGCAUUUCAACUUGCAGUUGUGUCCUACUUCACUGUAUCAUGUACACAUAGUCUCCACCUUGUUGGUGAUACAUUUUUUUAUGGUACUAAAGAGGGGAUUUUAUUGCAAAAUGGUUUGCAAGACCCACUGCCAACUUUCUGUUGAAGAAGACCUCUAGAAGAUAGACUGUUCUGUAAUAAUGGACAACUAGAGUUAGUCCGUGUUAUUCAGCUAUAACUUGACUGUUUUUAAGGCAGAUACACGUACAUCUCUAAGGUGAGCGCCUCGUAUCAGUCCUGAAAUGUUUGUGUUUGAGAGAGCCUGCGAGCGAGCUCUCCACUUCAAGUGGGGAGCAAAGCAAGCCACAUGAGAAUAAUGUGAACAUGCAGCAAAUUCUCAAGGGUGAAGGAAAAAGAGAGUUAUGGAGAGCUGUCUCUCAGGCUAACUUAGUGAGAGCUGACUGCAUGUUUGAUCUUGUUCAUCCAACAGUUGUAGUUUUGAUUGAGAUAGGGGAUUAAGCUGUUGGCUCUUUGUAGAUAUUUCUGACUUAAUAAUCUUAAAUAACUGGUUUCUUUCUGUACUCCAGUUGAUGAGGACACAAACGAAGCAUGGGAGAACAGUUGCAGUUCUUAUGACCAUUAUGAAGAAGUAAAGGAAAAUAUUUACGGCAAGGAGCUUGAGGAGCUCCCACUCAACUCAGGGCAGGUAAGGCUGAAUAACAGACUGUGCCAGGUUAACCCUUCAAGCCCCAGCAUCCAUGUCUUAAUUCUUGAGACUGAUCUCCAUACAUUAACUUAAGUGGUCCAGAGAAUUUGAUAAAAGAUCAAAGCAUGUUCCCUUUGUGAAAUGUUUGAACACAGGGGUCAUUUCAUAAGUAGGUUGAGUAUGACUGGCCGGCCUGAAUUGGACUGUGUUGACAGUGACUGACAUUGUUCUCUUGUAGUUAGUUUACUUACAGGUCAAUAACCAGAGUUUAAUACCAUUGACUGACGUAAUACAACUCACUUUGAGUCUGAAGAUGACUACUGCACAGGUUGUCGAAAUGUCAGUCACUGUCAACAACAGCAGUCCUCUUCAGGACCACGUUCACCUGGAGGAUCCUACUCAACCUACUCAUGUUCCGUUUGGUGAUCAUUUUGUUUAUUCUUAUCACCUUUCCUCUUAAUGAUCUUAAUGAUGCAUUGUUAUUGUUAAGAGAAAAUUGAGAUUGAUCUCUCUUGGAACUUAACAUUCACAAGGUCCUCUUAACUAAACAGAACACUUUUUUCAUAGGAAAAUGGAUACCUGCCAGCAGUUGCUGGUGAUGAUCAGCUCUGUAAAGUAGCAGACGUGCAAAGAUACAAGAAGGUAAGUAAUAUUCAUGGCUUUACGCACACAGUGGAGAUAAAGAUGCUGUAAAUUUUCAGGUUAUGCUAUUAAGGUGAUUUAUCUGGUACAGGAAGAGAGUGUCAAAUAUCACCUUGUAAAAAAGGUUCAUUUAAGUUUGUUCUGUGUUGGAUCUCCUCCGUGAAGGGGCUGAGUCACAGUUGUCCAGUUCUCUUUGUUAACCCUUUAGGUCCCAGUAUCCACAUACAAAUUCUCCAAACUGGUCUCAAACAUUUUUUUUAAGAAUUAAUUCAGAGAAUUUGAUAAAAGAUCAAAACCUUUUUCCUUUGGUGAUGAUUUUAUUAAUUCUCACACCUUUUUCUCUUAAUAAAGCACUGAUAUUGUAAGGCAAAAAUUGAUGUUGGUCACUAUUUAGACUUAACGAUGCCAGUUUCACAUCCUUAUUCACUAUGGACAUUGAGAUAUUACUUGCAAAUGACAAAAUCACAGCUCUAUGUCAAACAAAAAUGCCUCCCAAGUAUUAUAUCAAACGUUACAAACAACAAAAAUGAACUUGGAAAAGCUGCCAGGCUAGCAAGUUUUCAAAACGCACAAUUGCAAUCCACUUUAAUUGUUUUAGAAUUUGACCAUCCAUACCUACUUUUCUAUUUGUCGUGUUAUUUAAACCUUCUUUUUAUGUUUUGAGCAGUUAUUUUUAUGUUCCACUCAUUUUGGUGACGGUUCCAACCGUUUGAAUUUUUAUAAAUUUCUUGGCACAGCUCCUUUAAAUCUCUGCCUGAUUAUUGUUGUUUUUAUUUAGGGCAUUGUAGCUACAGACGACAUGGAUAAGAACAGGUUUAUUAUCCAGUGCAAGGUUAGUCUGACAGUGUUAUUUAGGUUGUCCUUUUUUAGAGAUCUUGAGUAGUCUCCCUUUAGGCUUGUUAUGGUAAAUGGUAAAAUUUGCAAGGCGCUCAACCAAGUAGAUUAGCUAUAACUUCUGUUUACACUGCAUUUUAUCCCUCAGACGGCCUUACUUCCAAGACUAUUAGUAAUUUUAUGUUGUUCUUUUAUUUCAGGGAAAACUUAUGCUUCUUUCCAAAUUUGAAGCUGAAAACCCUUUCUUCAAACGGUAUGAUUGUAUUUUGUUUCUUUGUAUGUUUGUUUGUUUGUUUUUGCUUAAACGUGUUCUGAGUUGAAAAGAUAAAUUAGGCAAUGGGUCAAAACAAGGCUGUGCUCUAGAAAAAAAAUUGAAGGGAGCCCAGUGCUCAGAACUUGUGAAAUCCAGGUUGCCCAGUAGCAAAGUUAGGUGCCUAUGGGCUAUGGGAUGCCGCCAGGUGUAAAGGACAGCCUUGGGAAACCUUGCAGUGUGUGUUUCAGCCAGUUAGACUGCCUGUUAGCUCAUUUGGUUGAGUAUCAGACUUCAGAGCAGUAAACUCAGGUACAAUUCCCUGCUAGACCAACACUCUAGUCUUUUUGUUGGUGAAGAAAAAAAAAAAGGUUAGGCAUUGUCUUCCAUCAUUUCAUUGAAAUGACUCAUUGAGAUGUAAAAGUAACUGUCACUGGCGUUGACAAUCCCAGCUGCUUCUUGUUUUUUGUGGCAAAGGUCAGGGAGGGGAGGGCACCUUGCAUAUAAGUUAAUAUGACUCUUGUUCCUGCCCAUCCCCAGUGGAUAGGUUUGCAUCCAGUAAAUUUGAUAAAUUUACAUCAUUGCACAGUUGCUAACAGCAUUAUUUUGUUAAAUAUUGAGACCAAAUUAUGGAAAAGAAAAAUGGGACAGCGUGUAACAGGAACAGCAACAUAAUACUUGGAUUCAUUUACCUUUUUAUAGAUCAAGUUAAGUUUUAUAAGGCUCCUUGACCAUCCAUAGCUUGCAAUAAUUGUUUUUUGUUGUUGUCCUUACAGAUGUAGCCCAUAUGUAUUCUAUUACUCUAAACCGGACCAUUUACAACUGUGUGUUGAUGCUAGAACUCAUGGCAAUGAUGCAAGAUUUGUUAGAAGAUCCUGUUCACCAAAUUCGGAGGUUAGUAAUCAGAACAAGGAUGCACAGAAGAUCGUUAAUUAUUUCCAUUCUAACUGCACACAGAUGGCUGGUAAAGUGAGUGGACUGUAUUGUGCGAGAGUUUUAGCCCUACCCCGCCCUUGUGGGGAUGAUCUUGCAUAAGCACAAUAUUAUGAACAUUACCCGCGUGGUAAGGUGAGAGAGUGAGAGACACUGUUUUUUUUGAGAGAGAGGGUUGAGAAAUAUGUUGCAAGAAUUCAAAACAGGAUUUAAAUUAAAAGGAAGAGAAAACACAACGCAUCAUGAUUUUAUUGAGGGUAAUUUAUAAGUGUAGACCACAAUAUAACAAAGGGCCAAGGGACUGGCAAAACACAUGUAUGUUUGCUAUAACAAGGUAUUGUUAUUGUGACGUACUUUUCCAUGUAUUUUACUAUUACUGGGGCAAAAAAUACCACUUGUUUCAUCGAAGACGUAAGCAAAUAGGGGCUCAUUAUAUUGAGUUUCAUUGUUUUAAGUCAUCCAACAGUGACAUAAAAUACUUAAAGUAGACCUAAGUAGUCAAGGGCCCAAGAAUUAAAUAUUGUAGUUUUAUUAUUAUUAUUUUUUUAGGUCAAGCACUUUCUCCUCAAUGGAAGGGUCUGCUUGGGCAUCUUUUCUUCAGCUCCCUUACCCAGAGGGGCUGAGAUCACGAUCCCCUUUGAGUUCCAGUUUGAAGAGUACCGUAGCAACCUGGACUGUGCAUGUGCGCAGGACUCCUGUGCAGUGAUGAAGCACAACCUCAGGUUCCAGAACCAGAUCCAAGAUGGCCACACCCAGAAGCGAUUCAAACCUCAUGACGAGGACAGCAACUCUGGCUCACAUCAGAAAAUGUCUCCGCUCGGAGUAUCACUUGCCAAUAGUCAUGGAAUGCAGGUGUGUGUUUGUCUAAUUCUUGCCCGCAGAUACUAUACAUGUAGUCCAAAGAGAACCUUAAAAUCCCAAAACAGCGACAGCGGCAAAAACGUCGCUUAAGAGUUAAAUUCGCCUUCUCUUAAUCUUCAUCGCGCCGAUCCCAAUUCACUUUGUCAAAUUUUGGCAAACUCUUGUGGAGUUGAGUUAUUAGGCUUAGAAAAAGGAAGAAAAUUUUUUAGUCGCUUGUUUACAUCCUCCAUCAAUGUGAAAUUAGGCCUUUUCCUGUCGUGGUUAUUGUUUUUCAGGCUUUUCAAGCAAAAGGCUGAUUUAUUUUUGCUUUUUCAUAUUGUCUAUUAGGGUGACAGUGACUCUGAUAUAGAGAACAACCCUGAAAAGCAGGGCAAGAAAAGUAGAGAGGAAAGAAAACUGGAAGCGUACCUUAGACAGAUCGAGAAAAUGGAAAAGAAAGAGAAACGCAAGCAGCAAUCCUCACAAAAAGAAGUUAAACCUGAACUUGUCAGCCCUGUCAGCCAGGAGGUGCCCUUUAACAAGCUCUGUAGUAAGAACAUGAAGGGUAUGAAACGAUCGUUCAAUAGAAAACGAACAGGUACACCAGGGAUUAAGAGAAAGCGCGCAAGGUUGUCUAGUUGCUCUUCGGAGCCACUGUCUCCUGAUGAACAUAGCAGUACGGCUUCAACACCCACCACGCCCAAGGUGUCAUCAGCAGCGUCACUACCGGAGGUUCCAGAGUCAUUCAGUGCUUCUGUCACGCCAUCCACGUCACCUAACGGCAGCUUCAGAUUCCCCAAGGAUGAAAAACAGGUAAAAUCGUCCAUUGAGUACUUUCAUGGCAGAUUUUUGUUUUAGUAAUUUGGUCUUUUCACUGUCUCCCUUUUCGAAAAAAGUCCCACCCGGUAUUCCAGGGCAUAUAGAUUUUCUUGCUGGGCAAUUAACUUAUAAAGCUUACUUGCCCAAUGAGCAAAGGUUUACGCAAGUCAUCCUCUAACAAAAUCAUUAACUAAGACGAGCAAGAAGUGGUCCCAGGCAAGAAAAAUGUGAGAACUGCUUGCCCACAGGACAAGCUGGAAUUCACGUUUUUUUUCCUCUCGAGCCCUGCAGUGUAGCUAUUUUGCGUAAUGGCAUGGUGCGAUUACGUGUAAUUAUUUUGAUUGGUGUAUUUCAGAGUGCAGAUGAGGAGAUUAAGGAGAUGUUGACCAAAGAAAAUGUCACGACGGUGACGACAGAACCAGCAGAUAACAGCGGACCAUCCACACCCAGUUCUCCCGUUACACCAGUGGACGAUAGCGAGCUUAACCUGAAGCCUGCCGAGAAUGUUGCAACUAGCACAACCGUUCAGGACCCUGUUCCUGAUGAAAAAAUUGACGUGGCAACAUCUGCAACUGAAUCCUUAUGCACAAGUACUACAGAGAGCACUCAGCUUAGUACAGAAGUGAAUAGCAAUUCAGUUUCGGAGUGUUUAGUGGAGAUUAAUGUUUCUGUAGGCAGCGGCAGAAACACACCCAGCCCCUGCCCUUCAACUGCAGGUAAAUGCCUUGGGAACUUUCUUCACCACCUAUUUUUUUUUUACGGCGCUUUUCAAUAACUUGCGACCUCAAAAGAAAAAAAAAUAACCAACGGUUAUGUUUUUCACUUUCGUUAAUCAUAAGCGAAACAAACAAAAGAGAAAGGGAGCGAAAUCUAGCAAUCACUACCUACUUACCACGUUUACUCGAGUUAGGGCAGAUUUUUGAACGGACAAAAACUUACACGGCUUCGCCUUUCGUUUACAUGGGACCCGCGGAUGGAUCAUUAAAACGUUUCUGGGAAACGGCCCACCUACCCCUCCCCUAGCCAGCAUUAACACUUCUCGCUUAGGGCAAAAUGCUGGUUUAGGGGAGGGGCUGGUGGGCAGUUUCCCAGAAACCAAAUUAAUUCGUGUAAUCGGGGUCACAGACGUUACGUGCACCUGUACCUUUUGAAGCCGCCGAAGAAAACCAAUGUUUCCUGAGAUAGAUGUGAAGCCUGUUCCAGAUGGUCACAUAGUGGAGAGUGGCGCAAAAUGGAGAGGCACAAUUUUCUAUGAGGCUAAUAGUCCACCCUUUAUUAUAACACCUAGACUUUCUGAAAUAAUCGACGUCAACACGUUGUUUGACACAGGUUCGCCAACAAGUGCAGAGAGUGUUAUGAGUGGAUACAGUGGCUGUGCUAGUGAGAGAAUCAGUCCAGGACCUGCACCUGGUAGUCCUGUGGCAUCGGUCAAGUUUGGACCUAGAGCAACGAGAACAAGUCCUUUCUAUGGAUCACUUAAGAAGGUAAACUAAAAGGGCCAAAGAAGCCAAUAAGAAUGCUGUUCUCAAAAAAACAGAUAGUUUUGUGGUUGAUGUGUUUAGUUUCAGGGUGGGGUUUAUUUCUGUCAGCUGCCAUAACCUUUUUGUCCAAAGGAAAUUUUUUGAAAAUCGAAGUUGAGAGAAUGGGUGUGUAUUAGUGUAUGGUUUUCGUUUCAAAACUAUUUGAAUCUUUUCAGAAUCGAUUCAUUAAGCUCCUGUUCCAGCCAUUUAGAGAGCAGAGAGCAACAGGCUCCAUUGAGUUUCUUUAAUGACUUCCAAAACAAAUAGAAAUUUAUAGUAUUUGAAGAGACGAGUUAUGCUGUUUUCGCUUUCUUGUUGUCAGCGGUGGUUAUUUCAGUACCUUUGUAGUCAAAGCCUGACGAAUGAAAAGCCUCCAAAUGGCUUGAGUCUUAUUGUAAGCAAUCCCCUGAAUGGGUCAGUCAAUGGAAAAACAAUUCCUUCCUCACUAAGAAGAAACACCGUGCCCAAGAGAGUAGGUGAGUGCUGUAUGCAUGCGAUAUUUUAAGCCUUGUUGAUAUGUAUAUGGAGAAACGUUUUCCCUGGAAAGACGGCUACCCUCAAAGAAGUUGACCCCUUCGCCCGAGCCCACAGCGUUCACACAUGCCAAAGUGUUUACAUGAAGAAAUGCUGUCCCCGAUACGAGCGAGUUCCAAGGAUCUUAUUCAUGUGGUGUACACUUUGUAAAUUGCUCUCAAUAAAAUCUCUGUGCCUUUUGUUUUCUCUCUCUUCUAGUGUAAAUCCUGUUUUGAACUCUUGCUAACAAUUUUACUCUCCGAAAAACCGUGUCUUUCACUCUCUCAUCGUCCUACCACGAAGUCAAAUUCUUUUAUAGUUCGUGUUUGCGCAAAGUCCCUCCCACAAGGGAGGGGUAAGGCUAAAACUCUCGCACAUUCAAUCAUAAAAGGAGAUCAAUAAGAGGUCUAUUUGAAUAGCUUGAUUUAUCUGUGCGAAUGUUCUUUGUUAUUCACAGAUCCGUUGCCACUCAAAAAGAGACAUUUAAGGAAGUUUCAGAGCACGACGUUUGAACCAGAAAAGCCUGUUAAGGAAACCAUGCGAACAUUAUCAAAUGAUUCACUUUGCGACGAGCCUCUUAUCGUGAGUUCGCCUGUUACACUGGAGCAGCAAGUGCAGAUCGUAUUAGCAGACAGCGUGAAUGACUUACAACCGCAUAAAGAUAGCACACUAUCAAAUCAUGAACAAUUCUCCUCAAAGGAGGAGACCCUUCUUAGAGUUGGCACCUCGCAUGUUCUUAGCGCUGGAGAGAAUUUAAUUACAAACUCUUCGUUUUCAUCGCACAGCGCUGUAGACACGCUAGCAACAAGCAGCUCAGGAAUUUUACAAAGGAGACCCAGUGACCCUAGACUUGUAAAUAAUUCCCCUGUUAGUAGUACUAGUACAAAUCCUGCGGGCUCUCCUGGAGGUGGUAUUCCUGUGGUGUCAAGUGCUGUUUCGCCUGGGGCGGUUCCUGUGAUUGGACAGUCUGUGGUGCAGUGUUCGCAGAGCAUUGACUCGUCUGGGACGCCAGGAAAGAAAAAGGUGUGAAUAUUGCAGUGAUCCCGCGCGUGUUGACCUUCUUCCCCUCGUAAUCUGAACACGCGUGUUUUGACCAAUAUUACUUUACUUCUUGCGGACGACGAGAGGAGCCCGCAAUCCUAAUCUCCAGGUUGUUAUUACGCAUGCGUCGCUUGUAUGUAGCCAGCAUUCGUUUUGAUUGCCAUUAAGAAUAAAUGGAAUGCAUGGAACCCAAUUUGAUCCCGCGCGUGUUGACCUUCUUCCCCUCGUAAUCUGAACACGCGUGUUUUGACCAAUAUUACUUUACUUUUUGCGGACGACAAGAGGAGCCCGCAAUCCUAAUCUCCAGGUUGUUAUUACGCAUGCGUAGCUUGUAUGUAGCUAGCAUUCGUUUUGAUUGCCAUUAAGAAUAAAUGGAAUGCACAGAACCCAAUUUGAUCCCGCGCGUGUUGACCUUCUUCCCCUCGUAAUCUGAACACGCGUGUUUUGACCAUCUAUCUCGUGAAACUUACGCGAAGCACCGCGUUGGAGCAAAAGGAGCCUGUGAACAGGCCUUUGGUCGAGCGGGGAACUAGGGAGAGGGAAAAGCCUUUCCCUUCCCUUUCCUUGCUAUUUUUUUCCGCAAACGGAGGGCAUUUUCACAGGCUGGAGCAAAAGCGUUUGGACCUUUGAUCAUUGUCGUGCGCACUCCCUAACCUUUGGUUAUUACUAGUAUAUUAUUAUUUGUGUUAAUUGGCCCACUUUGCACUGAUUGCAUCAGCAGAAUUCAAAGGCACUUUUACCUAGAAACGAAACAUUUAGGGCCAGUUAUCAUGAAGACGCAGGAAGAACUAAAUUUUCCACCAUUCUGGUAAUAGGCAUAUCCCUUUUAUUUUAUAUUAUUAUCAUUAUUGCAUUUUCUGUUGAUGUCUACCUUCUUGUUAUUGAUACAAAUUCUGGAUUAAUUUGGGUUUCUGGGAAACUUCACACCUACCCCUCCCCUAAGCCAACGUUAACACUUACUUCUCACCUGGGGCAAAAUGUUGGCUUUGGGGAGGGGUAGGUACGCAGUUUCUUAGACAUUUUGAGUGAUCUUGUUAUCCUUAUUCUUAGGUGUCGUUGCUAGAGUAUCGUAAUCGUUCUCGAAACAGACUGUCUGUUGAUUUACCCCGACCUGUACUACCAAACCCGGCCACUGUGGCAACACCUGCAAGCGCUCCAUCUUCAACAUACUCUUCUUCUGUGAUAAAAUCUUCGUCCCUCAGUGCGUCACUUCCGAAUCUCAGUGUGUCGUCAUCGUCCGCCAGCUCGCUUGUGCACAGAUCAGCAGUCCACAGUGGAGAAAUAAAUGGGCCAAGAUUGGAACCAGUCAGCCCUGAUUUGGAGGACAAGUCGUCGUCUGGUAAGUGAAUAGGCUGAUUUAGCAACAGAACGGGAACGUCAGUUGACGACGGCGCGCGCAAAUCAAACAACUGGGUUCACCAAUAUUACAGAGUGGCAAAUUGGGCACCGGAAGUCGAGUUUAGUCCUUUCCGCGCGCUUUCCCGUCGUCAAAUGACGUUCCCGUUCUGUUCCUAAAUCAGCCUAAUUAGCGAACGUAGGCUGCGUCGCUGGCACUUUUGAUGAAAGAGAACUCUCAGCGAAGCCGCCAGAGGAAUCCUUAUCGCUUUCCCACAAAACCGCCCGUUACGUGCGAUGCUGUGUAACGAAGGUGUUGGUUAGCAUCUUCGUUUAGAUCGUGAAUCUGUUUUGUAAGAUCUUAGGUAUCUUUAAAGACAGGCUCUUAGCGUGGAUCUCCACUGUUGAGUAAUUUUUAUGUCCGUAAGCGCGUCAAAUUUACUAACCCCGCUUAAUAUGGACGCCUCAUUAUUACGGCAACCCUCCAAGUUAAAGUUUUUGCUUGGUCGCCAUUUGGCAACCAACUCUUUUGGUUUAGGGAGACUUGUUUUCAAAUCAAGUCCUCAGCUCUAAAAUUUAGGCGCGAUGGCGACCAAACUGGUUGCAACUUGGAGGGUUGUACGGACAGUUUACUUUGUCCCUGGGGAAAGAAAUCCCGUACAUUUUCUCUGUAUUCAACCCGCUUAAAACGGACACGCUGUUAAUACGGACAUUUCCUAGGGUCUCUUCAGUGUCGGUAUGAACGGGUUUGACUGUAACAUAGAGGCAAUGUAUGAACGGUCGAACAUGCACUGUUCCUGAUAUCUUUAUCUCUAGCGCUCUUCUCAAAAAGAAAAACAAGCGCCCGGUCGCAGCGGUUGGGCUUAACUCAACCCCAGUAAUGAUAGGUGGAGAGUGGUUAAGGCGACCGGUGCGUUGAUUUUGGACCCUAUUUACAUUCAACAGAUUUAUUAAGGCAAUCAUCGAAGCCUCCAAACAGUUCUUAUGGAAGAGUGAGUUAUCCAAAGAUUGAGGGAAAAGGAUUGAUGUUUGAUGGAGACGCACGUCUGAAAAGAGGUUAGUACGCAAUGCCUCAGUCUGAACACCCCUUAUGUCAAUAGAAGAAUGCACUAGCAAGGGUAAUUUUAUGCCAAACAACCUCCAUUAUCCAGACGUGAUGGAUGCCCAGUGCUCGAAAAAAGUCCUAUCCUGUCGCAGGGUUUUCUUUAGGAGCCGGUCGCCGGCAAUUUCACGUGAACUCACCACCUUAUUUUCUUUGGAAAGCCAAGAUUUAAUGAUGUCUGUGUUCUGUUCAAACACUCCUGUUUUUGCUCCAAGAUGUUUGAAAUGUAUUGAAAGAGGCCCAGAUUUCAAAAUUUUUCCAGAAACUCGCGCCUUCGGUGUUCGCAAGUCGCGCCUUUGCCGCAAGGUUUUUCCAUCGCCACUUACUCCAACACUUUUGCCACCUCCUUAAAAUCUUGUUGAAAACCCUGGGGCAAGUCGAUUUUACUUGUUGGGCAAGUAACUUUGUUAACUCACUUGUCCAAUUAUCCGGUGAUUAACAUCUUAUGUCCUUUCAGAAAUACAAAGAAAACGCGAUUUAGUGACGAAGAAAGAGGAAGCUGAGAGAAAUCUGACAUCGUUUAUCUCGGAGCAACUGCUCAAAGGUGCGUAAGUGUCGUUUCAAUCCAUUUUAGUGUCAAACUUAUUGCCUUGAAUUUAAGGAACAGUAUUUACUAGUAGUUUGGGAUUACGACGUCGCAAUGUCGCAUAAUUCAGAGCUGCAAACAACACUUGGUCACCGGAUAAUGCCCCUGAAAUUCGCGCGUUGCGCGAUGAAAUCCUGUCUGUGGUUUAACAUGAUAAACGGACUUAUUAAAUACCAGACUAUCAUUUUGAAGCUGAAGAUUUUCGUGAUAGAAAACUACACUAUUCUUUUUCUGAGAAUUUCGUUCGUUUGUUUAAAGGAACUACAGUGCAGCUACGACUUAUUGACUUCAUUUUGAAUAUAUUACAUGCAGAGGGUAUGAGCUUUACACAAUAUUUUUCUGUUUUUCCUCAGAUUCUAAAUCGAGACCUCCUACAGUUAUUGGCAGAUCACCAGGCUCCAGUAGCAAUGACUCUUCGAACCAAUCUGCAGACCUAACGGGUAUUUUUAUUGUUAAUUGACUUCUUAUGAUGUUAUGUUAUUAUAUGGCUCAAUCCGCGAGCGGGCAAGUUGAACGAAUCAUGCGUCCUGAUGGACCACCCGAGCGGCAAGCUGCGGGACCAUCUUGCCCCUUCGGGAUUUCCCGCGUUGGUCCCGUGUAAUUCUUGGGAAGUGAAACUCACAAUAUCGCUAUUAAACGCGUUUGCGGCAGCAAAUAUUUGUUUCCCGUUUCGCUCUACCCUUCUAAUGGCAAUGCGCUAUAAGUAUUAUUUUUGAUCAUGUGUUUUUUCACAUGUAUAGGAGAUGCCAUGGACAUUGAGGACGACGAUAGCAACUCGAAUUCCAAUAUCUACGUCAAUACUCCAGUGGUUCCACCUUCCACGCACCCACUCUCCACGCUCUCACGUCCCACGCCGCUUCCGCAUCGUUCGUCUCUAUUGUCACAAUUUAAUCAACCGGUAAGCCUUUGUUUUGUUGUUGUUUGUUUGUUCCUUUCAUUUUUAUAUUUUUAUGUCCUUACUGCGCUGGAGACGGUCUUUCUAGUCAUAUUUAAACCCCAUUUACGCGCGCUAAAAAAAUCGGCACGGCACGCCAAAUUUUUGGCACCGUGCCUCGUUUACCCGUGCCGAGACUACCUCCGGGGGGUAGUCUCUGCACCCCUAAAAUUUUGAGCACUGGUGCCACAUUACAUUUGGGACCGAUACGUUUAUACGUCGAAAAUUGGGAGUGCCGUGCCUUAAAAUCGUCAGAACAGUGCCAAAAAUUUGGCGUGGCGUGCCGUGCCGAUUGUUUUAGCACGUGUAAAUGGGGUUUUAGUGUUCAAUUUCUGAUUGCCGUGUGUUCUUGUUGCCUUUAGAAUUACAGAAUAGGGCAUUCACACCAUCAUCCCGUUUAUAUAUCACCGGCCGCGCCCCAGCUUUCCUCUCCGUCACAGCCACCGCCACGGUUACCAAGCAGCUCACCGCAGUUCCUUGUAACCAGUCCUUCGGGGCCCGCGCAUGUUCGUUAUCAAUCGCCGUACCAGGCUGCUCCGUCACAAACGGCCGGUUUCUUCCGCCAUUGACCUGAACCCUACAGCCGGGGUUCUGGCUUUCAAGAACUGAAUAUUGUAGUUACUGAAUUUAACAGACAGUUCUCCUGUAACAUUGUAUUGAAAUGUAUUGAAAUGAGAGGCCUCGGGUGUGUGUUUAGCAUAUCAGUUAAUGUUGUGUAGAGCCAAGCUCUUAAGAUAAAACGCGGUUAUCGUGAAUUUCAGCCGUUGUUGUUUGGAUAGCGUGGAUAAGACGAGAAGGCUUGGUUUAAAAAUUGUAUUUAGACAUGGUGAUUUUUGGGUGAGUUUCGCAUACGCAGAGAGUGGUCAAAGUAUUACGAGUUAUUCAACGUUUUCAGGCCCUAAUUUCUCAUUGAUAAGAGAAAAAAGCACAGUAUUGGAGUGUUAUGGCUCCACUAGAUUUUACAGUCGUUGGUUGCGACAAUUCACUUGUGAUAUACAGCUAUUUCGAGAAAGGUUGUCGGGAAAAUGUGCACGCGACAAUCCCGAAAGGUAAUAUGAGAUGUGAUCAACGUACACUGUUCCUGACACUUACUCUCGUUGCUUUCCAUGGCCUCUCGUGCCAUUCUUUUAAAUUUCUUUGAAGAACAAUGAAUUCAAAACCACGUUUGGGGAUUGUCGCGUACACUUUUUCCGACAACCUUUCUCGAAAUAGCUGUAUACAGUACUGCAGUUGUUUUACGUACAUACGUCUCCCUGUAUUAUAGCUCGCCCCAUAUCUU